AUGGAUGCACAUGAACCAAAGUCAAAGAAGAAUGGCUGUCAGGCCAAAUACAAGCAGGCCAGACAAGAGCGAAAGAAGCUCCUCGCCCCUGCACACAUGUACAUGAUUGACGUCCUGGCUGAUAGGCUGUUCUUGGAGCCAACAGCAGUAGAGGACUUUAUUUUAGACUCUUCAUCUCUGGCUGCUUUUGAUAAUUUCUUCGCCGAGGGAGGUUGUAAAACCAUUUCCUUUGUGUAUCAAGAGUCUGAAGUCCCAGGAAUAGAGUGUGGUCGCUCAUAUCCUGGGGCAGCCAAAGGGGGAAAAGUAUUGAGGCUAUUUAUAGCCAAUUUGUCUCAGACAUGCCUUACAGGCAUUUGCUGCUCUUUCACACGGACCAGAGUGGACAUUCCUGUGAAUUCAGAAAACAUACACGAGGAGAUCUUGUUUUCAAUGGUCAAUGCCACAGAGGGUCUCCUGAAAGGAACCAGGAAUGCCUUCAAAUUUCUGCUACCAGCUCUUGAUGCAGCACAAAACUGGGGUGUCCUAGAAAAGUGUAGACAUGGAGCGAAAAUUAUAGGAAAUUUCAAGUACACCAUACAACGCUGUCUUCUUUCCUUUGAUGACAUCCAGAUGAGCAAUGAGAGUAUCGUUCAUCUAUAUACAGUCACAGAUGUUGACUUCACUAAAUUGGCGACCCUUGAAGAUAUGAAAGUUGCUGCUGCCAACUUUGACCUGGUGCAUCGACUGGAAGAAAUUCUGAUGCAAUGGUAUAAGCAAAUCGAGCAGGUCCUGAUAGAGAGUGAUCAGCUGAGGAAAGGAGUUGAUUCUGCAGGGCCGCUGAGUGAGUUAGAGCACUGGAAAAGAAUGUCCUUAAGGUUCAACUCCAUCAUCAGUCACAUCAAAGGCCCAGAGUGCAAGGCAGUUGUAAUGGUGCUACAUAUCAGCCAUUCCAAAAUUAUGAAGAUGUGGCGGGAGCUGGAUGCCAGGAUAACGGAUCGUGCCAAUGAGGCAAAAGACAAUGUAAAAUUCUUGUACACACUGGAGAAAGUCUGUCAACCUCUUUACAACAGUGACCCGGUCACCAUGAUGAAAAGUGUGCAGAAUGUGAUCAGUGCCAUUCAAAUGAUUUACAGUGUUUCACAGUACUACAAUACAAGUGAAAAAAUAUCUGCACUCCUAAUCAAAGUCACAAAUCAGAUGGUCACAGCAUGCAGAUCAUAUAUUACUGACAAUGGCACUCUUCUUAUAUGGGACCAAGAUGCCGAAGACAUCAUCAGUAAAAUGCAGGACUGUAUCGGCUUGUAUCAGGAGUAUCAGUCUUGCUUCCAGAAAACAAAGAAACAGACAAUGGAAAGACCUGGAAAGAAGUCCUUUGAGGUUUCAGAGAUGCAGAUUUUUUGCAAGUUUGAGGGCUUCUGUAAGCAACUUGAAAAGAUCAUACAAAUAAUAACAGUGUUCAAGACGUAUGAAUCUCUCAGCAAAUCAAACAUUGAAGGCAUUGAGGUUCUGGCCAGACAAUUCCACACUGUAUCCAUGAAUGUGAAAAGGAAGCAGUAUGAUAUGUUGGCUCCAAGGACAGCUGAAUUCGAAACCGAUUUUGCUAAGUUCAUGACUCAAGUCAGCCACAUUGAGAACCAGCUGCGGGCAUUUAUGAAUUCAUGCUUCUCAAACAUCAUCACAUCUCAGCAAUCUCUUUGCCUGAUACAGCGUUUUCAGAGGCUGAACAUUCCCUGUCUAAAGACAGAAAUAUCCAAUACCUUGGGUCUUAUUCUUCAACACUAUGCCUCAGAAGUAGAGUUUGUGAAAAAGCUCUAUGACUUACAAAGAGAUGACCCUUCUUUGGCUAGAAACAUGCCUCCUGUGGCUGGGAGGAUUGGUUGGGGCAGGCACCUCUACAGAAAAAUAGAGGAACCCAUAUCAUACAUAAGACAAAACUCUGACAUCCUGUGCAGUCCUGAGGGACAAGAUGUGGUCAAAAUGUACAAUCAGACUGCAGCUGCAUUCGUAGAGUUUGAGUCUGUCUACCACAUAGCAUGGAUGAAUGAAGUAUCAAAGCUGGAUUAUGUCUUGAAUAUUACACUGCUGGUUCGUCACCCAAAGACAGGAAAAUUAGUCGUCAACUUUGAUCCUAAAGUAACUGAGGUCAUUCGGGAGGCUAAGUGCUUGUUAAAGAUGGGUCUGGAGGUUCCAAAGCAGGCUUUGCGUCUGGUCAAGCUGGAAAGCAGCAUAAAUGCCAAUCACCUCAGACUGCAGACCAUUUUGGCAGACUAUGACAGCACUUGUGAGAGCAUACCUGCAGACUUCACCAGCUUAAUGGCUUCAAAAAUAAAAAAUGUGGAAUCUGCACUUCGCCACGGGUCAGUGCUGCUCACCUGGUCAUCCUUCCUCCUGGACAAGUUCUUUCAAAAUGUUGACACUGCUUUGUUUGAGCUCAAACAUCUUGUAAAGAAGGUGCGGGAUAUCUGUAAGAUACACAUUGAUGAUAUCCUUAAAGACAUCUCAGAGACUGUGCUGAUUAAGCUUCCUGAUGAUCAUGCUUCUUCAGUGCAGCACCUGAUUGACCUUAAUGAGACUCAGUGUAAGGAGUGGGCAAAGACAUUGGACCACAAAUGCGGUCAUGUUAAAGACGCCGUGAAGGAGCUGUGUAAUGUGUUCAGUGCCAUUUAUGAAUUAAAAGGCACCAAGAAGACUGAGGAACCUGUCCCAGCAUGGAAGUUCACAGGAGACAUCCAGAAGACCCCUAAUGAGGAGGAGGUAAUGACUUCAGAAGGUCCAGAUAGAAAUAAAGCAAUCAAAUUUGAAAAGGAAUUUAAGAAGCUUUAUGAAUACUUAAGUGCAAGGGUGUUGGAUGCACUGGUCAAAACAACUAAGUUAUCUCUUGACACCCUAAAAAGGAGAAUCUUUGGCACCAAAACGACAUCAACUUAUCAGACGUCAAAGUCUGUGUCUAAGCUGGUCCCACUAAUAAAAUCUGAAGUCCAACUGGUCAUGCCCAAUGUGGUGAUGAUUCCCACUGUAGAUGAGAUCCAACACACCAUAAGUCAUCUGAUAGACUUGUUGUUGGAAGUUAGCAAGGGUAUUACUUGCUGGCAGCGGGAAUACAGCCAUGAUGGCACAAAGAGUAAAGGCAGAGAGAAAGAGAAUUUCUAUCACAGAGUUGUUGAACACAAGGACAUCAAAAAGGCUGUGGUCAACCUGAAAUCAGCUGUUAGCUCUGAGAGAGAACAAGCAACUGAUGUUUUGGAGCAAUUCAGUCCAUUCAGAGUAAUGUGGGAUGAGGACAGAGACCUCAAAAUAAAGGAAUUCAUGAACAGCAAUCCAUCCUUGAUCCAGAUGAAAUCAGAAAUCCAGCACUAUGACUCAGUUGAACAUGAAAUUGAUGAUAUCAAAUCCAUCAUUGCUUUCGGGUUCACUGAAUUGUCAACAGAUCCAUUUAAAAAGUCACUAACAGUUGAGACCAAAUCCUGGAAGAAACUGUUGUGCAAAUACCUGAAGGAGCAGUACAAAAAGAAAAUGAUUGACACCAGCAUACAUACCAACAAAUACAUCAAGCAACUAUCUCAUCCUGUGACUAAUCUGGAGGAUGUGCGCCGUGCCAUGGGGGCCCUGUCUAAGCUUCGGGAUGUUGAAAUACAGACUGACAUGACACUGAUUUCCAUUGAGGACGCCUUUGAAAUUCUGACUAAAUAUGAAGCAGAAGUAACCAAAAAAGAAUCAGAGGGUGUACACAAUCUGAGGAAUUUCUUCACACAGCUGCAGUCUAAAGCUAGAUCAGUUCAAGAUGAACUUGUUCGAAAGCAACCCACGUUCAAACUAAACCUUGUGGAGUGCGUUGCCACUUUCCAAAAUAAUGUUUGCACUUUUGUAGAACAAUAUGAUACAGAAGGUCCCAUGGCUGAGGGCAUAGCUCCUCAAGAAGCCAGCCUCAGGCUCCGUGCCUGUCAGGCUAAAUUUGAAGAACUGUGGAAAAAUUUCAACACAUAUACAUCUGGGGAGCAGCUUCUUGGCCUGCCAGUUACGGAGUAUGAAUGUCUUCAAAAGAAAAAAAAAGAGCUUGACCUGCUUCAGAAACUCUACGGCUUGUAUAAUGCAGUGAUGGGUAAGAUUAGUGGGUACUAUAGCAUUCUGUGGACAGAUGUGGACAUCGAGAAGAUCAAUUCAGAACUUUUGGACUUUCAGAACAGGUGCCGAAAGCUACCCAAAGGACUAAAGGAAUGGCAGGCGUUCCUAGACCUGAAGAAGACAAUUGAUGAUUUUAGUGAGUCAUGCCCUUUGCUUGAGAUGAUGGCAAACAAAUCUAUGAUGAGGAGACACUGGGAUCGGAUCACAAACCUAACUGGUCACGAAUUUGAAGUGGAGUCCAGUACCUUUACACUAAAGAACAUCAUGGAAGCACCUCUGUUGAAAUACAAGGAAGAUAUUGAGGACAUCUGCAUAUCGGCUGUGAAGGAGAAGGAUAUUGAGGCCAAGUUGUCACAAGUGAAAGAAGUCUGGUCCGGGCAGACAUUGAGCCUGAAUACAUUCAAAGAUAGAGGAGAACUAAUGCUGAAAGGGGCAGACACAACAGAGAUCCUUACCAUGCUAGAGGACAGUCUGAUGGUGCUGGGGUCACUGCUGAGUAACAGGUAUUGUACCUUCUACAAAGCAGAGAUCCAGGAUUGGGUCUCAAAGCUUUCAACAUCAUCUGAUGUCAUUGAACAGUGGGUUAUUGUGCAAAAUCUGUGGAUCUAUUUGGAGGCUGUGUUUGUUGGGGGUGACAUUGCCAAAGACCUGCCACAGGAAGCAAAGCGUUUCCAGAAUAUUGACAAGACCUGGAUUACGAUCAUGCAGCGAGCCCAAAAGGUUCCAAAUGUGGUGGAGUGCUGUGUGGCAGAUCCAACUCUUGGACAGCUCCUCCCAGACCUUCAGAAACAGCUGGAGUUCUGUCAAAAGUCUCUUGCAGGGUACCUUGAGAAAAAGAGACUCCUGUUCCCACGAUUCUUCUUUGUGUCUGAUCCAGCCCUCUUGGAAAUCCUAGGACAAGCAAGUGAUUCUCACACAAUUCAGUCACAUCUCCUUGGAGUUUUUGAUAAUGUGAAUGAAGCAGAGUUUCACACAACAGAAUAUGACAAGAUCAUGGCUGUUAUUUCACAAGAAGGAGAAAAAUUACCGCUGGACAGUCCUGUCCUGGCACAGGGACCAGUGGAGCUCUGGCUCGGAGUGCUGUUGAUGCAACAGCAGUCUUCAUUGCACACUGUUAUUAAAGCUUCAGAACUAGAGAUCAAUGAUGAAGACUUUGAUCUUCUCUCCUUCCUCAACAAGUUCCAAGCACAGGUGGGCUUGCUGGGAAUCCAAAUGCUUUGGACAAGAGAUUCAGAAGAGGCACUUCAAAAUGCUGAAGAUGACAAGGAGAUCAUGCCUCUAACCAAAAAGAAAUUCUUAAAUCUACUUAGCAUUCUCAUAAAACAAACAACCCAUGACCUGAGCAAGUUUGACAGAGUCAAGUAUGAGACGCUUGUCACAAUCCAUGUGCACCAAAGUGAUAUAUUUAACGACCUAGUAAAAAAGCGUAUUAAAUCUAUCAGUGACUUUGAAUGGCUAAAGCAGAGCAGAUUUUACUACAAGGAAGACGUGGAUAAGGUCCUUGUGUCCAUCACUAAUGUCGACUUCAUUUAUCAGAAUGAGUUCCUUGGCUGUACUGACCGUUUGGUCAUCACCCCUCUGACUGACAGGUGUUACAUCACAUUAGCCCAGGCUCUGGGCAUGAGCAUGGGAGGAGCCCCUGCAGGGCCAGCUGGCACUGGAAAGACUGAAACCACUAAGGACAUGGGUCGCUGCCUUGGCAAGUAUGUGGUGGUCUUCAACUGCUCCGACCAGAUGGACUUCAGAGGACUUGGCAGGAUUUACAAAGGCCUUGCGCAAUCAGGGUCCUGGGGCUGCUUUGAUGAGUUCAACAGAAUUGACCUGCCAGUGCUGUCUGUCGCUGCUCAGCAGAUCUACAUUGUUUUGCAAUCACGCAAGAAGCAUAAAACCAGUUUCAUCUUUACUGAUGGAGACAAUGUGGACCUGAAUCCAGAGUUUGGCCUGUUUAUCACUAUGAACCCUGGAUAUGCAGGUCGUCAAGAACUUCCUGAAAACUUAAAAGUGCAAUUCAGGACAGUGUCUAUGAUGGUGCCAGACCGGCAGAUCAUCAUGAGAGUCAAACUGGCCAGUUGCGGAUUCAAUGAAAACGUUAUCUUGGCCCAGAAAUUUUUUGUCCUUUAUAAACUGUGUGAAGAACAACUCACCAAACAGGUCCACUAUGACUUUGGCCUGAGGAACAUCUUAUCUGUGUUGAGAACACUAGGGGCCAGUAAGAGAGCACGACCCAAUGAUUCAGAGUCCAGCACUGUCAUGAGAGUGCUGCGUGACAUGAAUCUUUCUAAACUGGUGGAUGAAGAUGAACCCCUCUUUCUUAGUCUGAUCAAUGACCUUUUUCCUGGUAUCCAGCUGGACGGGAGUACAUAUGUUGAACUUCAAGCUGCUGUAGCUCAUCAAGUUGAGCUUGCUGGAAUUGUCAACCACCCCCCAUGGAAUCUUAAGUUGGUCCAGCUUUAUGAGUCUUCACGUGUACGGCAUGGCCUGAUGACUCUGGGCCCAAGUGGAGCUGGGAAGACCGCUGUCAUCAACAUCCUCAUGCGAGCUAUGACUGAAUGUGGAUCCCCACAUAGAGAGUUGCGCAUGAACCCAAAGGCCAUCACGGCACCGCAGAUGUUUGGCCGUCUAGAUGCAGCCACCAACGAUUGGACAGAUGGCAUUUUUUCCACUCUGUGGAGGAGGACGCUAAAAGCCAAGAAAGGAGAGUUCAUAUGGAUUUUGUUGGAUGGUCCUGUGGAUGCCAUAUGGAUUGAGAACCUGAACUCUGUGCUGGAUGAUAACAAAACACUGACUCUGGCUAAUGGUGAUCGCAUCACAAUGUCUCCAUCCUGCAAGCUGGUGUUUGAGGUACACAACAUGGAUAAUGCUUCCCCUGCAACUGUGUCUCGGGUGGGUAUGGUCUUCAUGAGCUCCUCAGCUCUCACCUGGCAUCCCAUACUGCAGGGAUGGACUAACAAGCGUAAUGCAGAAGAAGCAAGCAGCAUUAUGGGUUUAUAUGAAAGGAUAUUUGAGGAUGCUUACUUGUUUAUGAAGCAGAACCUUAAACCCAAAAUGGACUUUUUGGAGUGCAACUACAUAAUGCAGUCUGUGAAUCUGUUGGAGGGCCUCAUCCCAACCAAGGAGACAGGGGGCUUAGUUGGUAACAAACACAUGGAACGUCUCUUUGUCUUCUGUGUAAUGUGGAGUGUGGGAGCCCUUUUGGAGUUGGAAGAUCGUGACAAACUGGAGGCCUUUAUCAGAGCACAUGAGAGUGACAUUGAUGUGCCUCAAACACAGACAGGAGAGACUAUGUUUGAGUACAUGGUCAACUCAAAUGGUGAGUGGUGUCAUUGGAACAACCAUGUGGGGGAGUAUAUCUAUCCAACAGAUUAUGUGCCAGACUAUGCCUCCAUCCUUGUGCCAAAUGUGGAUAACACAAGAACCUCUUUCUUGCUGGAAACUAUUGCCAAACAACGCAAGGCUGUAUUGCUUAUUGGUGAACAAGGUACAGCCAAAACAGUGAUGAUAAAAAGCCAUACAAAAAAGUAUGAUCCUGAGACAGACCUGUCCAAAUCUCUGAACUUCUCUUCAGCAACCGAGCCCGUUAUGUUUCAGCGAACAGUUGAGAGCUACAUUGAGAAACGAAUUGGCAGUACCUAUGGACCCCCAGGGGGACGCAGGAUGACUGUCUUCAUUGAUGAUAUAAAUAUGCCCAUUGUCAAUGAAUGGGGAGACCAGAUUACCAAUGAGAUAGUACGGCAGAUGAUGGAAAUGAGUGGCAUGUAUAAUUUGGACAAACCAGGAGACUUCACCACUAUUGUGGACGUUCAGAUACUGGCUGCCAUGAUUCAUCCUGGUGGUGGGAGAAACGACAUUCCUCAAAGACUUAAGAGACAGUUUACUGUCUUCAACUGUACUCUGCCAUCCAACAUCUCCAUUGAUAAGAUCUUUGGUAUAAUUGGCUGUGGAUAUUUCCAUGAAUGCAGGAAAUUCAAGCCUGAGGUAUCAGAGAUGGUGACAUGUCUUGUGUCUGCUGGGAGAAUUUUAUGGCAGUGGACAAAGGCAAAAAUGCUUCCCACACCGUCCAAGUUCCAUUAUAUCUUCAAUUUGAGGGACUUGUCCAGGAUCUGGCAAGGAAUGUUAAACAUUAAGGCUGACGAGUGUGGUGAUAUCCCCACUCUCUUGGCUCUUUUCAAGAGUGAAUGUACGAGGGUGAUUGCUGAUAGGUUUAUUUGCUCUGAGGACAGAGAGUGGUUUGAAAAAAAUGUAACUCGUGUGAUCGAAGAGCAUGUUGAUCCCAACCUCGUACCAGAACUUCAUCCUGAGCCAUACUUCGUCGAUUUCCUGCGAGAUGCCCCUGAGCCCACUGGAGAAGAGGAUGAUGAUGCCUGUUUUGAUGCCCCCAAAAUUUAUGAAUUGGUGCCAACUUUUGAGUUCUUAUCAGAAAAGCUAAUGAUGUAUCAGGCCCAGCACAACGAGGUCGUCAGAGGCUCCAGCCUAGAUCUAGUUUUCUUUACGGAUGCCAUGACUCAUCUUGUCAAGAUCUCACGUAUCAUUCGAACGGACAAUGGAAAUGCCCUGCUUGUGGGAGUAGGAGGAUCAGGGAAACAGAGCUUGACUCGCCUGGCCUCAUACAUAGCUGGAUACAGCAUCUUCCAGAUCACGUUGACAAAAACAUACAAUGUAAGUAAUUUCAUGGAAGACCUGAAAGUGUUGUAUAAAACAGCUGGGGCUGACGGCAAAGGCAUCACCUUCAUCUUCACUGACAAUGAAAUCAAAGAUGAGGCGUUCCUUGAGUACCUCAACAAUGUUCUUUCUUCUGGAGAGGUCUCCAACCUUUUUGCUAAAGAUGAGAUCCAGGAGAUCACCCAGAACCUGAUCCUUGUGAUGAAAAAGGAGUUACCUCGUGUUCCACCAACGUUUGAUAACCUUUAUGACUACUUCAUAUCACGGUCCAAAAAGAAUCUGCACGUAGUCCUGUGUUUCUCACCGGUGGGACAGAAGUUUCGCUCCCGAUCUCUGAAAUUUCCAGGGUUGAUAUCUGGGUGCACAAUGGACUGGUUCACCCCUUGGCCCAAUGAGGCUCUGGUGGCUGUGUCCAACUAUUUCUUGUCAGAGUUUCCCAUGGUUUGCUCUGCUGAUGUGAAAGCAUCUGUGGUGACGACCAUGGGUACAUAUCAUGACAAAGUAUCCAGCACUUGUGACAGCUACUUUGAAAGGUUCAGAAGAAGAACUCAUGUCACCCCCAAAUCCUACCUCUCUUUUAUAAAUGGUUACAAAACACUGUACUCUGAAAAACAUGAGUACAUCAACACACUUGCAGAGCGCAUGAAUGUCGGACUGGACAAACUGAUGGAGGCUAGUAAGUCUGUGGCUCAACUAUCAAAAGAUCUUGAAGUCAAGGAAAAGGAGCUGGCUAUAGCAUCUGUCAAAGCUGACAAGGUGGUGGCAGAGGUAACAGUCACUGCCGAAGCUGCUACCAUUGUCAAGAAUGAAGUCCAGGUCGUGAAGGAUAGAGCCCAAAAAAUUGUGGAUUCAAUUGAAAAAGAGAAAGCCAUUGCAGAAGAAAAACUGGAAGCUGCGAAACCAGCAUUAGAAGAGGCUAAAGCUGCACUGAAUACCAUCAAGCCUGCUGACAUUGCCACUGUGAGAAAACUGGCCAAACCUCCUCAUCUGAUCAUGAGGAUUAUGGACUGCUGCGUGCUUUUAUUCCAAAAGAAGUUAGACACUAUCUCUAUUGAUCCAGAACGGCUAUGUCUUAAGCCAUCAUGGUCAGAAGCACUGAAGUUAAUGAGCGGCGCCGGUUUUAUGACCUCCCUCCAGCAGUUCCCAAAGGACAAAAUAAAUGAAGAAACUGUAGAACUUCUGCAGGUCUACUUUGACAUGGAGGAUUACACAAUGGAAAAUGCAAAGAAAGUGUGUGGUAAUGUAGCUGGUAUGCUUGCAUGGACGCGGGCCAUGUCCACAUUCUUUGGCAUAAACAAAGAGGUGCUGCCACUUAAGGCUAACCUGGCGAUUCAGGAAAGCCGCUCAAAAGUGGCUACCAAUGAGCUAAACAAAGCUGAGGCAACGCUGGCUGAGAAACAGGCUGAGUUUGACAAAGUCAAGGCCAAAUGUGAUGCUGCAAUGAAAGAAAAACAGGACUUGUUGGAUGAUGCUGAGAUGUGUAAAAAUAAAAUGCAGGCUGCAUCUGCACUUAUUGAUGGACUAAGUGGAGAAAAAAUACGCUGGAUUGAGCAAAGCAAAGAAUUUAAAUCACAGAUCAACAGACUUGUGGGUGAUGUGCUACAGCUCACUGGCUUCCUUUCUUACUGUGGGCCAUUCAACCAGAGUUUCCGUGAAAUGUUGUUGAAGGACAUAUGGGAGGCAGAGCUCAGGAGCCAUAAAAUCCCUUUCACAGAAAAUCUUAACCUAAUUUCUGCCCUAGUAGACCCUCCCACUAUAAGUGAGUGGAACCUUCAAGGACUUCCAGGAGAUGACUUAUCAGUGCAGAACGGCAUCAUUGUCACAAAAGCAACAAGAUAUCCCCUCCUCAUUGAUCCCCAGACACAAGGAAAGUCUUGGAUUAAGGAAAAAGAAAAGGCCAAUUCACUCCAGGCCACUUCCCUCAACCACAAGUUCUUUCGCACUCAUAUGGAAGACUGUCUUUCCUUGGGACGCCCACUGCUUAUUGAAGAUGUGUGUGAGGAGUUGGACCCUGCCCUUGACAAUGUUCUUGAGAAAAACUUCAUCAAAUCUGGGAGGAGUUUCAAGGUUAAAGUAGGAGACAAGGAGGUGAAUGUGAUGGAUGGAUUCCAGCUCUAUAUAACUACCAAACUGCCUAAUCCAGCAUACACCCCAGAAGUCAGCGCCAAAACAUCCAUCAUUGAUUUCACUGUAAACAUGAAGGGCCUGGAGAACCAGCUACUUGGUCGAGUCAUCCUCGCAGAGAAAUAUGAACUAGAGGCAGAGAGACUGAAGCUAAUUGAGGAUGUGACUGCCAAUAAGAGAAAGAUGCAGGAGUUGGAGGACAACUUGCUGUACAAACUUAGCAGCACAAAAGGUUCCUUGGUUGAUGAUGACUCCAUGAUUGGCAUUUUGAGUGUCACUAAGCAUACUGCUGCUGAAGUUAGUGCAAAGCUCACUAUUGCAGCAGACGCAGAGUUGAAGAUUAAUGUAGCUCAAGCAGAAUAUCGACCCGUUGCCUCCCGAGGUAGCACCCUUUAUUUCCUCAUCACAGAGAUGAGCAUGGUCAAUGUCAUGUACCAGACCUCACUCGGCCAGUUCCUCAAAAUCUUCGAUCUGUCACUAGCAAGGUCUGAGAAGUCCUCGAAAACUCAGAAGCGAAUUGCAAACAUCAUUGAACAUCUGACUUUUGAAGUGUUCAGAUACACAGUUAGAGGCCUGUAUGAAAACCACAAGUUCAUCUUCACCCUUUUGCUGGCCCUCAAGAUUGACCUACAGAAUAACAAAAUAGAGCACAACAAAUUUCAGAUUCUUAUUAAAGGUGGUGCAGCUCUUGACCUGAAGACAUGUCCCGUAAAGCCAUUCAGUUGGAUCCUUGAUAUGGUGUGGCUUAACUUGGUGGAACUCAGCAAAUUGCAACAGUUCAAUAACAUUAUAAACCAGGUGUCUCAAAAUGGAAAGGCCUGGAAAGCAUGGCUCAAUGCUGAUGCUCCAGAGGAAUGUGUCAUCCCAGAUGGAUACAACACCCUUGAAGUCUUCAACAAACUUUUGCUAAUUAGGUCUUGGUGUCCUGAUCGUACCUUGUCUCAGGCCAGAAAGUAUGUGGGAGAAUCCCUCGGCUUGAGGUUUGCUGAGCCAGUCAUUUUGAACCUUCACAGCACAUGGGAGGAGAGUGACCCUCGCACCCCACUAAUCUGCUUCCUUUCCAUGGGCUCAGAUCCCACUGAACAAAUUGAAGGACUUGCUAAGAAACUUGAACUUGAAUGCAGAGCUAUAUCCAUGGGGCAAGGGCAAGAGGUGCAUGCAAGGAAGCUCAUUCAGAUGUCAAUGUCACAGGGAGGUUGGGUCCUCCUGCAGAAUUGCCAUCUGGGCCUGGAGUUUAUGGAUGAAUUGCUAGAUACAAUCUCUACAGUAGAGACCAUGCAUGACACUUUCAGGGUGUGGAUUACCACGGAACCACACGAUCUAUUCUCCAUCACACUCUUACAGUCGUCUAUCAAGUUUACCAACGAUCCACCCCAGGGAGUGCGUGCUGGCUUAAAACGAACAUUUGCAGGAAUUUCACAGAUCCAGUUGGAAGUCAGCAAUCUGCCCACAUGGAAGCCUUUGCUGUACAGUGUGGCCUUUCUCCACACUGCUGUGCAGGAACGGCGCAAAUUUGGACCCUUGGGUUGGAACAUACCCUAUGAAUUCAACUCUGCUGAUUUCACUGCAAGUGUUGAAUUUGUUGAGAGACACCUGGAUGAUUGUGGUCCCAAGAAGGAUGUGUCAUGGGUAACUGUGCGUUACAUGCUAGCCGAAGUUCAGUAUGGAGGAAGGGUCACAGAUGACUAUGACAAACGCCUACUGAAGUGUUUUGCUCGAGUGUGGUUUAGUAAAAAGAUGUUCGAUCCAGCAUUUUGCUUCUACACGGGCUACAAAAUCCCAGUGUGUAAGACAAUAGAGGAGUAUAUGGAAUUUAUUCAGAACCUGCCUACUAUGGAUUCACCCCAAGCUUUGGGGCUGCAUCCUAAUGCUGACAUCACAUACCAGACAAACACAUCUGCUGAAGUGCUGGAUACAAUCACAAAUAUCCAGCCCAAAGAAAGCGGAGGGGGGUCAGGAGCUACUCGGGAGUCCAUUGUUUACAGCAUGGCAGAGGACAUGUUGAAUAAACUGCCUCCUAAUUAUGUGCCACAUGAGGUCAGAGCCAGGCUGUUGAAGAUGGGUGCUCUGAACCCAAUGAACAUCUUCCUACGGCAGGAAGUGGAUCGAAUGCAAAGGAUCAUCGGUGUUGUGCGCACUAGUCUGACUGACCUGAAGCUGGCAAUUGAUGGCACUAUCAUAAUGAGUGAGAACCUCCGUGAUGCCCUGGACAAUAUUUUUGAUGCCCGUGUGCCAAACCUAUGGAGGAAAAUCUCUUGGGAGUCAUCCACACUUGGCUUUUGGUUUACUGAGCUUGUGGAGAGAAAUAAACAGUUCCACUGCUGGGUCUUUGAAGGAAGGCCCAAAACCUUUUGGAUGACAGGCUUCUUUAACCCACAGGGUUUCCUAACAGCUAUGAGACAAGAAGUAACAAGGGCAAACAAAGGCUGGGCUCUGGACACAGUGACCCUGACCAACAAAAUACUCAAGCAGGCAAGGGAGGAGAUCACAACUGCCCCUGUGGAGGGAGUUUAUGUCUAUGGUCUGUACUUGGACGGUGCCGGCUGGGACAGGAAGAACACUUGUCUCAUUGAGUCCUCACCUAAAGUGCUGUUCACACCCUUACCUGUCGUCCACAUGUUUGCCAUCAACUCCACUGCCCCUGUGGAUCCUAAGCUCUAUGUCUGCCCCGUUUACAAGAAACCAAGGCGCACAGACUUGAAUUACAUCACAGCAGUGGUGUUGCCUACCCCCCAGUCACCAGACCACUGGAUAUUGCGUGGCGUUGCCCUACUUUGCGACAUUGCAUGA
Scomber scombrus (Atlantic mackerel) is the source of this 13674-nucleotide messenger RNA. Its product is annotated as dynein axonemal heavy chain 8-like. NCBI's taxonomy places the organism in Eukaryota, Metazoa, Chordata, Actinopteri, Scombriformes, Scombridae. Gene Ontology annotation, cellular component: dynein complex. Gene Ontology annotation, molecular function: ATP hydrolysis activity; dynein intermediate chain binding; ATP binding. Gene Ontology annotation, biological process: microtubule-based movement. The coding region runs from base 1 to 13674 and encodes 4557 amino acids. The record is from RefSeq and is a predicted model, not a curated record. The transcript is spliced from 92 exons.